GCUAUCAGCAACAAGGAGCAGCACAGUAUCUCCUACACGCUGUCCCGGGCUCAGACCGUGGUGGUGGAGUACACGCACGACCUCAACACCGACAUGUUCCAGGUCGGUCGAUCCACUGAGACUCCCAUUGACUUUGUGGUGACGGACACGGCGCCCGGGGGUCAGAACCAGGCAGACGCUCAGGUGCUUCAGAGCACCAUCUCGCGCUUCGCCUGCCGCAUCAUCUGUCAAAGAAACCCGCCGCACUUCGCACGCAUCUACGCCGCUGGCUUCGACUCCUCCAGCAACAUCUUCCUCGGGGAGAAGGCCGCUAAGUGGAGGAUGAAAGACGGUCAGAUGGAUGGACUGACCACGAAUGGCGUCCUGGUGAUGCACCCACGCCACGGCUUCAACCAGGACUCCAAACCCGGUCUGUGGAGGGAAAUCUCCGUCUGCGGGAACGUCUUCACGCUGAGGGAAACCAGAUCAUCUCAGCAGAGGGGGAAGAUGGUGGACUGUGAGUCGAACGAGCUGGUGGACGGCUCGCUCAUCGACCUCUGCGGCGCCACGCUGCUGUGGAGGACGGCUGAAGGCCUCUCGCACACUCCCACCGUCCAACACCUGGAGGCGCUGCGGCGGGAGCUUAACGCCGGGCGGCCGCAGUGUCCCGUGGGCUUCAACACGCUCGCCUUCCCCAGCCUCAGCCGCAGAGACGUGCUGGACGAGAAGCGGCCGUGGGCUUACCUCCGCUGCGGGCACGUGCACGGAUACCAUGGCUGGGGGGGCCGCCGCAACCCAGAGGUGGAGGCGGAGUGUAGGGAGAGAGAGUGCCCCAUGUGCAGAGCGAGGGGCCCGUACGUGCCGCUGUGGCUGGGCUGUGAGGCGGGCGUCUACGUGGACGCAGAGCCACCCACGCACGCCUUCGUCCCCUGCGGGCACGUCUGCUCGGAGAAGACGGUGGCGUUCUGGAGUCAGAUCCCGUUCCCGCACGGCACGCACACGUUCCACGCCGCCUGCCCGUUCUGCGUCCAGCUGCUGAGCGAGGAGGCGGGCUGCGUCAGACUCAUCUUCCAAAGCCCGCUGGACUAGAACCGCCAUGACCUUUUUAUCUCAGGCCGCCAUCUGAAGCAUGGACACGACUGGAGGCUUUUAAAAAACAUUUCACUUCAUUUAUAAUGAAUUUAAUCUUGAUCUGAAGAAACUGGUCACACCUGUCCUCCUCUCAGGUGGUGGACCGUCUUUCUACUGAAUGUCUUGUUUAUUCUCUUCACUGAUGUUUCAGUCUCUCUGUGCCUUAAAGACCCGUUAGAGGUCGAGACCUGGACCUGACCUUCACUCGUAUAGACGAGGGCUGUCAGCGUCGUGAUUCAUUAAGGUCUGAAAUGAAUGAAGCUGCAACCUUAGGUAUUGAAAAGAUGAGUUUUAAAACUACAGAGGAAGAAAAGACCAGAAACAGGACCACCGAUGUCUCAAAGGGAAGAAGAACGCCCAGAAAUCUGAAAAUUCAGGAGACAACAGAAACAAAAUCUCCUCACCACAAACUCUCUGUCUCUCUUUCUGUCUCUCUUUCUCUCUCUCUUUCUGUC
Labrus bergylta (ballan wrasse) is the source of this 1565-nucleotide messenger RNA. NCBI's taxonomy places the organism in Eukaryota, Metazoa, Chordata, Actinopteri, Labriformes, Labridae. The record is from RefSeq and is a predicted model, not a curated record.